Messenger RNA from Colletes gigas, 3756 nucleotides. RefSeq names its product RE1-silencing transcription factor-like. NCBI's taxonomy places the organism in Eukaryota, Metazoa, Arthropoda, Insecta, Hymenoptera, Colletidae. The transcript has 3 exons. The record is from RefSeq and is a predicted model, not a curated record. Gene Ontology annotation, biological process: regulation of transcription by RNA polymerase II; smoothened signaling pathway. The coding region runs from base 1134 to 2915 and encodes 593 amino acids. Gene Ontology annotation, molecular function: RNA polymerase II cis-regulatory region sequence-specific DNA binding; DNA-binding transcription factor activity, RNA polymerase II-specific. Gene Ontology annotation, cellular component: nucleus.
CGCGGUGUUUUCGCGCGCAGAGACUGUUCCUCCCGGCGCUUCGAUUCGAUCCAUCGUUGAAUACCGACGAGCGUGUUCGCGGCUAGCAGCGAUAAUCGGGAACGGUAGUUGACCACCGAGAUACGCCAUAGACGUCCCUCGAGGGUGAACUCCGAUCGUCGACGCGUCACAGAUAAGGUUCGAGCGACGCUCGACGCCGCGGAGAUCGAGGAACACGAUAAACGCGGAAAAAUGGAGACCGCGGUGAUCUAGCAUCGGUUGUAAACGAUCUGUUCCGGGGCUCGUAUCGGCGUUUCCGUUUAAUCGCCAAAGAGGGUGGUCGGGACUUUACGAGGGAAAGGAACGCAUGCCGUACGACCACGGCGAAAAGGACUUCGACAAGAGUGUGCCCGUGUUUGAUGAAUUUGUCGCUGACCAGCCUAGUUAUGUUCUCGAUCGAGUACAGCAAACAGUUCCUGAGCUACCGUAUACUCAAGUCGAACCGGUUCAAAUACAUCUGACGAUACGGACUCGGACUUUGAGUGACAAAAGGGUGCGCGCGCUGAGGGCGAUUGUGUGUAUGUGAAGCGUACUGUGUUACCGUGGGCGACUUGUUGCUACCGGUGCUCAGGGAUUACCGGGGGAAAAGGAUCGAGUAAAACGGAAAGGAUAUCGACUCCUGCGCUGGCAAGACCUGGAACGUCUUGUUCGCGAUCCUCGCCGAUGCGCGAAUCGAUCGUCUCGCGUCGAACACAGCCAGAGAGGACGCGGGAAGAGGAGACGAAGGGUUCGAAUCGACGCCGCGAAUGAAACCGAAUCGCCGGGCCGCAAAAACCAGACCCAACUAAAAAUUUAUGAAAAUAACCAAAAACCUCCGAGAUUUCAUAAGCGGACGAAGGACGCGCGGCGAGCAAGGCUUUAAACCUUUCGGCGAUACGAUCGGGGGCACGGGGAACACGAAAUCCGCUCGUAAAUUCCUCUUUCUCUUUACCAAGCCGGUGGAGAAACACGGCCACCGAGUUUCCACGAUUCUAUUAUCGGGGUAUCAAACGGGCUAAUUAAAAACUAGCGUCCAAUUAAGAGGAUCGCGGGGCGAAAUUUGCGCGUCUUUGGUCGAAUUAGCCGAAAAAAAGAAACGAACAACGGGAAUAAAGAUGAUCGUUCACGUUCCGGGUAGAAUGCCAAGCCACGUUGGUCCGUACGGCGCCGCUCGUUACCCGGGCACCCUGCUAGGAGCGGUCCCGGGUUUUUACAGCCCGAUUUCCGGUUAUUCGACCAGCCCGAACUCCAGCUACUACGGGAGCCUCAGCCUGCAUCAGCAGCCGACGCUGGACCUUCCGGUUUGGCCGCGAAGGAUGCCGGUCGAGGAGGAACUGGGAGCAACAUCUCCGUCGGCCGCGUUGCCAGGACUAGCCGUCACACCGGGUGGCCUGGCGAACGUUGGUCCACCGAGUCCUGCGCACAGCGACUCCGACGCCUCCAGUUCCAGCUUGGAACUCGGCUCCAUCCGGCGCGGGGAAAACGCCCAAUUGAAAUGCAGAUGGCUAAAUUGUGGUCGAUGGUUCACGUCCUUGGAACAACUGGCAGGACACGUCGCGCGACUCCAUGCUGCGCCAGGACCACGAGGACUAUUUUAUUGCGGCUGGGAAGGAUGUGCGAGAGGCGAACGUGGAUUUAAUGCUAGAUACAAGAUGCUGGUCCACGUCCGGACGCACACGAACGAGAAACCGCAUCACUGUUUCCAAUGCGACAAGAGCUUCAGCCGGGCGGAGAACCUGAAGAUCCAUGCUCGUUCUCACACGGGCGAGCGACCGUACGUCUGCCCCGUGGAGGGUUGCAACAAGGCUUACUCAAACUCCUCGGACAGGUUCAAGCACACCAGGACCCACGCCGUGGACAAACCGUACUGCUGCAAGGUUCCGGGCUGCCCGAAGAGGUACACCGAUCCCUCGUCUCUGCGCAAACACGUAAAGACUUACAGGCACUACGUGAACAAUAACGACAAGGUCCAGGAGAAGAGCUUCGACGAGAACAACUCCCAGGAGAAGGCGAGGUUCGACGCGGUCUCGCCGGAGAAGCAGAACAGCAGUACACACUCGGAGUCGGACAAGAAGGACAGCAGCAUCGAGAGCAGCAUAUCCGGCUCGAGCCCCAAGAUCAGCUACAGCUUCGAGGAGCAGAAGAGUUUCGUCGAGUGGAAUAACAUGUACAAUUUGCAAGAGCAACGCAAAGAACAGGAUCAGAUCAUGCCGCGAAAACCGUACGAACAGGACGUCAAGAUCCAUCCGAGGAUCUACGACGAGAAUUACAUAAUGGCGGAGAAGAUUCGGGCGAAUCCCAUGUACCUAACGAGUAACGCGAUUAUCGGCGAGAACCAGUCGGUAGGAUCGCCGCAAACUAGUCCCCGCCACGUUCCCGACUCCCUGCCGCCUCGCAUCGAGAUGCAGUCGACGCCCAUCAAGACCGAGGAGCCCGUCGAGCACCAGAGCAAACCGUGCACGGUCGAUUACAGGAACAUCGAGUCGAUCGUCAACAGCACGCCCUGCAAAAAGGAAAACAAUGCGUCCGUAUGCGAGCCGGUGAGGAAUUCUGUGAUAAAACGGGCGGACGAUAUCAAGAUGGAGGUGGAGCAAACGCCGAUCAAGGAGGACGCGUGCAACGACGCCACCGACUGCUGUUGCCGUCGCAAGUGUUGCGUGCACAGCAACGACAACAUCCUGGAGAAGACCAAGAUCCUCUCCGACUUGAUACUCAAGGCGCAGAACCCUCUGUUCAGACACCUGCUCGGCUCGGUGGAUCUGCAGUACGGGUUGCAGAACGUCUGGGGCAACAUCGUGGACACGAACAACACCUGCGGGCAAGACCUUCGCGUUAAGAACGAGAACGUCGCCGAAAUGGAGCAAGAUCUUCCUCUGGACCUGACGGUCAACAAGUAACGAAACGUCCUCGUUCCGGAGAUCGUGGAUAUUAUUUUUCAGAUUCGGACGGUGGCCAGCUCAAGCUACCCGCCGUGGCCUGCGUUAAACGUUCUCGUGGUCGUCCUCGAGUUUACCAUUUUCUCGGUUAAAUCUGGAAACGUUCCGACGAAACACGCGACGGGGCGACUUCGAGCGUUCGCGAAUUGCGUGGAAAUUCUGCCCGGGCCACGGUUGGUUUCUGCGUCCCGCGACUCGAGUCUAUCGUCGAAGCGAUUGCCGAGGAUGCACGGAAUGUUUGGGAAACCCGUAUUUUUCGAUACAAAAUUUACUCGAUCGUUACUCACUAAUUUCUUAGGACCAAAGUGGAUAAACGGAGAUCGACAUCGACGAAAUCGUACCGGUGAGAAGAGAGAUUGAUCUUAGCGAGAAAGUUGUCAGUUUUGAUUAGAGUGCGAAACCAAAUAUAUCGUAGAACGUUAUAAUAGCCGUCGAAGAAGAAAACAGUUUUAACACCGUACGAGAUUUGCUCAAUCUUAAUUCGUCAGCGACUCGAUCAAAGAGUCUCGGAUCUAGAUUUACAGGUUAUUCGAUUAAUCGAUUAUCAAUGCGCCUGUGCAUAUGUCGCAUGCAAGUCCAGCGUAACGUUACGAUAGGAAAACCUUUGUAUAAUAACGCCUUCGAAAUAUCAGACGCGGUCGAAAGUAUCCCGGUAUUUUAUACUAAACGCCUAUGUAUAAUAUGUAUAUAAAGAUAUAUUAUGUAUAAGAUAUAGUCAUCCAAAAAGUUAAGACGUAUGGAGAAAAGUAUGUGCGUUUCUGAUGAGAGGAGUGUGCUCGGUGACAUGAAACGAUUCAAUAAA